AUGGGCAUUGAUUCAUGCAUCGAUGCCUAUAUCAAGCUCUCAAAGGAUAUUUUUACACCUCGAAAGCGCAACAAAAUCCUCGGGAAAAACCUCCUGAAAAUCACGGGCCAGGCCGCAUACAGCCAUAAUGCACUAGAAGAUGCCAUCAAGCAUGUGAUCCGGCAGUCGGGCAUCGAUGAAAAUGCCCCUCUACUAGAAUCAGCCCCAAAAUGCAAGAUGUUCGUAUGCGCAAGCCUCUCUAAUACUCAAACAAUCUGUCUGCGGAAUUACCGUUCAUCACUCGAGGACAACAUCUCGUGCACAAUAUGGGAGGCGGCUCGCGCGACAUCAGCUGCACCAACGUUUUUCGAUCCCAUAACGCUAUCUAACGGCCUCACCUUCCGGGAUGGUGCGUUACGAGGCAACAAUCCUAUUUACGAGCUCAUCCGUGAAGCCGACUGUGAAGCCUCGGGAGUGAGGAUACGGGCGAUUGCAAGCAUCGGCACGGGGCUGCCCCGUACUAUCGCCAUAAGCAACCAUCUUACUUCGAUUGCCAAGGCAUGCGCACGAAUUGCGACAGACACGGAAAAUACGGCAAACCGCUUCUACCAAUCCUUCUGUCUUCCAGGUUGCAAGUAUGAAGACUGUUAUUUUCGCUUUAACGUCGAACAAGGCAUGCAAGGCAUCGGUCUUCAUGAAUGGCAGAAGGUCGAUAUUAUGACCAGCAGCACUCUAUCAUAUAUGCAAGAAGUAUCUGUUGCCACCAAGCUAGCACAAUGUGCUUCAAAGCUACUAGGAAAAACUGCCACGGUAGAGCCCACGAUCCCAAUACAUGCCGACAUCAGGUCAAAGUCACGACGCCCUUCCCAAUACUCUUCAACGCCAUUGUCUCCCAGCAAAAAUCGCGGGGACGGCCAGAAUUACUACAUAGAUCAUGACUUACAGCCUAGGCCCAUAGGCUCAGUUGGAUCGUCUUCCCAAUCUGCUGAACCGCCCCAGAGAGCGCUCAUUCGACAGCGACGCCCUCGUUCUGAGCCCGAGCUUCAUCACCAAUUUUUCCAGCUAGACCGUAUUGGCAAGAAGCCCGUUCCCUACUUUGUCCACAGGAAGGAAAUCUCCCAGAUUGGGAAAUGGUUUGAAGAGAGUUCCACAUCGAAAACAUCUCGAACUGUUGUUUUAGCUGGCCUGGGAGGUUCAGGCAAGACUCAGAUCAUGCUACGUUAUGCCUGGUUGAGUCGUAACAAAUACGGUGUAGUUCUCUGGUUUGAUGGUAAGAGCUUUGAUUCCUUGAACGAAAGUUUUAGGUUGGCUGCGAGCCAACUUGGCCUUCGCAUUCCAGCGCACGAGACCCCCAGCCCCAACGCGAGAUCUUUGAGCAAGUCGACCGAUUUUGACGGCGACCUUGAACUAAUAAAGCGGGAGCUGCGCCGCAGACGACAGUCGUGGCUUCUGUUAUUUGAUCAGGUAGAUGACUUGGCCGUCAUUGACAGACUUCGAGAGUUCAUACCGUCUGAUCCGAACGGACGGAUUCUUGUUUGCUCUCGGCGGCAAGAGGCACGGAGUUUGGUACGCAAACAAGCCAUAUUCGUGAAAGGCAUGCCUGUAGAUGGUGCCAGACAACUUUUGCUCUACCAUGCCAACAUAGAAGAGCCAACUGAAGAGGACUUAUACUACGCCGAAAAAGUAGUCAUGCGGUUAGAGUGUAUUGCACUGGCCGUAGAUUUGGCAGGAAGAUUUGCCAGCUCCCUAGGGAGUCUGAAGGAAUACCUGGUAUUAUAUGAGUCAGAAGAGGCAAAUAUUCGAGAUCAGAUUCGCGUAAUGUCUAUGGGAACGACACAUCCUAUCGCGUCUGGAUAUGAAAACUCCAUUAUUGCGGCAUGGCGUAUUUCCAUCCAGGCGAUACCUCCAGAUACCGCAUCUUUCCUAUAUCUUCUUUGCUUUUUGGACCGGAGCAAUCUCUCAAUGGACAUGUUUCGACGGGCAUGCUCAGCAAAGGCCGCUUGGAAAGGAACCAUGAAUGACAGUAAAGAGAUCCUUCUACCAGAGGACAACCGUGUACCAUCUUGGCUCCUCCAGUUAUUCUGUGACGAAAACGGGAACUGGAGUGGCGUCAAAUUUUAUAGUGAAGUUCAGAAGCUCUCUUCCUUCUUCUUCUUGCAAAAGGAGGUCUUGGGCGGCGUCUGGCUCCACGCAACUGGGGCCGUGGACAGCUCCUCACUGACGUCAACUGGCUCAUCCAUUGUAUUAUUAAACCUCCCGCAGCCCGUCUACGAUCUUGGAAGAUACUACCUUGAUCGAAACCAACGCCGGGAAUUCAGCUACAGCGCAUUUGCUAUCCUCGUUCAUUCGUUUCGCAAUUCUUUGGGAGACAGGACUCUUGUUGGUCAACCUCGCGAAGAACAACGUCACACUCUUUUGCGCGCAGGAAGGGGAGGUGUAGUCGCUACUCCGGCGCAUCUGCAGCGGUGGCUAGAGGAAGGUUACAACCAUCUUCUGGUAUUCAAGGACGACAUCAAGCCAAGCGAACGGUUUACCUCGUCCCUGUUUACUCAAACCAGAUACCCAAGGUGGCAUAUCAUGGAGCUGAUUCUCUUUAGCACAAUCUUUUGGCCCGAGAUCAUGACCGAUUACGACGCCACUGUUUUGAGACCGUCUGGUGAUUUACCUCCGGGGGGUAUUGCAAGCCCCUGGAAAACCAUUGUCGAAAUUGCACAGAAUGUGAUGUAUCUACCUAAAACCGUACAAUGGGGCCCGAGGACUUCUGGCACUUGGAAUGCACAGGGCCAAUUUGAACGAAAAGGGAAUGUUUUCAAGGAUACGUGGACAGAUAAAGACGCCGAGCGGGUGACGAAUGUCCCAGAAGUCCUAGAUGCAUUCGAGAACAUGGAUCGAAAUUUCGAAAGGAAAUGGACGAUCAGGCAGACUUAUUAUUUUGAAAUUCUUGCAUCUUCAUCUAUUUACCAGCGGUUAGGGUUUCUGCGACAGCCUAUGCACCGGAUCUCUGCACUCGCAGAGGCUACGCUACUCCAGAAUCGGACUGCAAUACCAGCCACAAUCCUCGACCAUAUCGAAAGACACGUUAUAGAGUCCUUUGGGGACGUUGAAACAACAAUAGCCCCCUCCACAGUGUUUCAGACCUGGCUGAGGAGCCCAUUGGGCUUAGAAUUCAGUCGAAGAUGCGAGUUACCUCCUCCAAAUCGCAGUAAUGAUAAAGAACGGAGGCCAGGGGAUGUAGGAGUGGUUGAUAUUGAUCUGGAUUACGUGGAGCUUGACCCACUAAAAGACUUUUGA
This is a messenger RNA of Clonostachys byssicola, 3270 nucleotides long. Lineage: Eukaryota; Fungi; Ascomycota; Sordariomycetes; Hypocreales; Bionectriaceae. The record is from the annotation of a GenBank genome assembly.